Letharia columbiana is the source of this 1371-nucleotide messenger RNA. RefSeq lists its product as uncharacterized. Lineage: Eukaryota; Fungi; Ascomycota; Lecanoromycetes; Lecanorales; Parmeliaceae. The transcript has a single exon. Bases 1 to 1371 code for a protein of 456 amino acids. The record is from RefSeq and is a predicted model, not a curated record. Gene Ontology annotation, biological process: peptidyl-threonine phosphorylation; peptidyl-serine phosphorylation. Gene Ontology annotation, molecular function: ATP binding; protein serine/threonine kinase activity.
AUGCCUGAGGACACGCCCCAAGAUACUGCCUCCAAGCAGCGCUGGCUCCCACUCACCAGUCCACCGACCAGUCCUGUCGCAUUGCCAAUGCGUCCCGCGCUCGCAGAGCUACCGGCUCUUCCGCUGAACCAGAGACCUCAGCCUACAGCUUCGAAGACACUGCCAGCAGAGGUCCCUGUUGUUGGUGCGAAUCAGCCCCUCACUCCUCCAUCUACACCUCCGAAACCAGAGAACAUCCGAGCUUCCGCCAGCGCAGACGGGAUUGAAGCUAUACUCUCAAUCAACGUAAACCUAGGCGCGAAGCCAUUCGGGAUGCCCGAACUUAAAGCGGAUCAGGCAUCAAAGAGGGAAGCUCUAGGACCGGACACGGCACCGAAGCCGUACACUGGGGAAUAUCAGUUGCGCGAGGAGCUAGGGCGUGGUGCUUGGAGCACCGUAUAUCGUGCUGUAGAAAAUGUCGAACCAUUGAAGCAAUUGACAAAUCUGCCACCAACUCCUCCAACAUCACCAACCGCUGGCGCGACUUCUUCGAGCAAGAAGGUGCUGGCAGUCAAGAAACCCUCCAGCCGCCAAGCGCACAAGAUUCUCGAGAAGGAAGCAAAGAUUCUCACUUACAUCCACUCCCACGCCAAUGCUUCAACUUAUCUCGUCCCAUUCCACGGCUUCGACUCGGCUCAGCAUUCCAUCAUGUUUGACGCCGUACCUCUCAGCCUCGAAACCCAUGCUAAAGCGGCCACCAGACGUCCGCUUUCGACAAAGACCAUGUUUGACCCUGUCGUCGGUGCAGAGGAAUGGGCCGGCCUCGCCGAGAGUCUGAUAGAUGGUCUCGCCUUUCUUCAUAGCGUGGGCUGUGUGCAUGGAGACAUCAAGCCAGCGAACAUCCUUCUUCGACCUGGAAGCAGCCGGGCCUUGACUCCUCUAUACUGUGAUUUCUCCUCCUCGCACACCAUCUCCAGCACGGGCGAGGAGCAGGAGGUUGAAGAAGUCAGCGCGGUCACAACAGAGUACUUAUCUCCCGAACUUCUCGAAGCAUUGUCCCCUCGUAACACCGACCGCGCCGUCGCAACAUAUGCUUCAGAUGUCUUUGCCCUGGGAGUAACACUGCUAUUCGCGGCUAUUGGCGACAGCCCUUACGCGGGUGCGCGCAUGGCGUCGCAAAAGCUCGGUAUGGCGAAAGAGGGAUUGCCGUUUGAGUUCGCCAGAAGGGGAGAACAAGCGAGUAGAGUCAUGAAGGGUAGGGCGGUGGAGAAAGCGUUGAAGGGCGCACUGGCGAGAGAGGCGGUGAAGAGGGCGGCGGUUGCGAAAUGGAGAGAUGAGAUCCGCGAGCCCCUGAAAAGCUGGGAAGAAGGCGGUUGGGCGAGGGGCGGAUGA